AUGCCAGACGUAUCCAGACCCGGCAGAAAGAAGCGGUGGCAUCACAAAGACUUCAACGGCUGCAUCAAGUGCAAAGAAAGGCGGGUCAAGUGCGGGUCGGAAAAGCCAGCUUGUCUCAGAUGCCAAAAGCUGGGAGUCCUCUGCCCUGGGUAUCGGCCCCUGCAGGUCCGUAUCUUUGAGCUCAGACGCCAGCACGACUUCGAGUGCGAAGAGGAUGCGGCCAACUUCGACUAUUUUCGUAAAUCGGGAUCAAAGGUUGUGGCACUGUCUCAAGCAACGUCUCAGCCCUUCUGGUCACGGCUCGUCCUUCAACUGGCCGAAACCAAUACAAUUAUCAAGCAUGGACUGGUCACCCUGGGCGCUCUCUUACGGCCUCUACAUGCAUAUCAUUCCUCCCAGGACUACCGGACUCUUUGCAUAUCGCAGUCUGCUACGAAGAAUUCAACAGCAGCAAUGUGUCAGCUGAAGUCAGCGGCCUUGGGUGGUCUACCGCUAGAAGCGGCGAUAGCAUGCUGUCUCGUCUCCGCCGAGCUUGAUCGGUGGAUGGAGAACACGACGUCACCCGCCGCUCAGACCAUGUUGGCAUACCGUCUCCUGAAAGGGAGACGUAGAGAAAUCACAGGAGUAGCCACUACAGCGAAAGACGAGUGCCAUCAACUAUUCGAGCCGAUGAUUGACGAACUCCUCGUCGAUGCGUGCAGCUCUACCGACAACUUCCCCACUCUGACCUCUGGACUCAUGUCCAACUACCAGCUGGCCAGUGGUCUCGACCGGGCCACCUCUAUCACAACCUACAUGGACGCCCUUCACAGCGUUGCAGCACUCCUGAAAGCGGCCUUCCGCUCGACCUGCCCUUACAUCGUCGCCACCCCUGCUGAGAUGGCUCAGAUCUCCUUGACCAUGGACACGAUCGGCCACAAAAUGCGGCAGCUUCACGCCGAGGGCGAGCUUCCCGUGGAAUAUCAACUUCUCCAGGUCCACCAUCAAGUCGCCCGCAUCAUGUUCUACACAUUGGGACGGGAGGACGAGUGGAUGUACGAUGUGUUCACGACGACUUUCGCGGCCAUCGUCGAACAGAUGCAGCUUAUCUUGACGUCUUUGAGAGACACAGCAACAACAACCAAAAGGGGAGAACAGUCUGCCUUUGCACCUACCUUGGGAGUCAUUCCCCCGCUUUUCUUGGUGGCGACCAAGUGUCGCCAUCCCCAAGUUCGGCAGCGAGCAUUGCAAAUGCUCCAUGGAGUGCUGCGGAGGGAGAGGGGCUGGACAAGCUGUAUGGCGGCUGCGAUCAGCCAAUUCGUGAUCCGAGAAGAACAGGAGGGGGAGGAAGAGUUCCAGGUCUGCGAUGGGACACUCCAAAAUACCGAGAACCCUCGAAAGAGAAUCGCACUGGACGAGGCGGAAUUCUCCAGCCGUGAAAACAAGAUAUACCUCGCCUACACCGUCUACUUCAAUAAGGCCAACGACUCCCCGAGGCCAAAGCGCAUCGCAAGCAUCCCCUAUCUCUCUCACCCCUCCGUAGAGGUGACGAACGGCAUGACGUAUCAGAUGUCACGAAAGGUCCUGCGACACUGCGGGUACACGGGGGUGAAUUUGUUCUCGCCGCAGAUUGAGUGUCAUUGUGUCUGA
Messenger RNA from Fonsecaea erecta, 1629 nucleotides. RefSeq lists its product as hypothetical. The transcript has a single exon. Lineage: Eukaryota; Fungi; Ascomycota; Eurotiomycetes; Chaetothyriales; Herpotrichiellaceae. The record is from RefSeq and is a predicted model, not a curated record. Bases 1 to 1629 code for a protein of 542 amino acids. Gene Ontology annotation, molecular function: zinc ion binding; DNA-binding transcription factor activity, RNA polymerase II-specific. Gene Ontology annotation, biological process: regulation of DNA-templated transcription.